AUGGCAUCCAGGGAAACAACACCUUCAGAUCUGGGUGAAGAUCUCCAACCCAUCAGGUUCCCAGCAUAUGUCAGAAAGGCAUUCAGAUUGGAUUCUGUCAGAACACCAGGGGGGCUGAACAUCCAAUUUGAGCAACUCCUUUUAGAAGGCAAGAAUGAUGAUGGCAGAUAUUACAAGCUUGAUACUGCAGACAUGAAAACCAACCUGUUUGGUGAUGAUGCAGGCAUCUCCCUCCACAGGGACUUUGACUCUAUCAUUGGGUUCUAUCAGGGGUUGCCAUUAUUCGACAGUGUGGAGCUUUCCCUUGUCCCUUGUCCUAUGGAUUCUCUCUCUGGUUCCAUCAAUCUGCAUGUGAAGCUUCCAGAUCAUCUAUUUGAGAUUAACUGUGAACCUGGGGACCAUGUGACAGCACCAAAUAAGAUUGCCAACUAUUGCCUUGGCAAUUAUUCAAAAAAUGGCCUCAUUAGAAUUUUUUUCCCAUACUUCACCCCUUCCACAACCCCACCUGGCCCAACCCACACAAAUAACACCAACAACCCCAACAACACCGACAAUGACAACAAUGGUAACAACAAUGGCAACAACAACAGGCUCUUGGGUGGGAAGCCUCUGGUUUCUGCUGCUCUGCUAGGUGAACUGGUGGAACAUAUGAGAGAUUGCCUGGAGAGGAAGAAGGAAAACUUCCAAUGGGCUCGCAGCUUCUUCUUUGGCCUUGAGAUCAAGGGAAUCAAACUCAGCACCACACAUCCUGUCCCUUUUAACAAUGGCACAGAGGAAGGGCAGGGUUCCAGUGAAGAGGAUCAAGAGACAAUCUUCAGACAACUUAUCCUGGGGAUAACAGCAAAGCACAUGGGUGGAUGUGGGGCUUGA
Cantharellus anzutake is the source of this 870-nucleotide messenger RNA. RefSeq lists its product as uncharacterized. NCBI's taxonomy places the organism in Eukaryota, Fungi, Basidiomycota, Agaricomycetes, Cantharellales, Hydnaceae. The record is from RefSeq and is a predicted model, not a curated record. The coding region runs from base 1 to 870 and encodes 289 amino acids. The transcript has 4 exons.